This is a messenger RNA of Girardinichthys multiradiatus, 2112 nucleotides long. Its product is annotated as transmembrane protein 74. The coding region runs from base 398 to 1198 and encodes 266 amino acids. Lineage: Eukaryota; Metazoa; Chordata; Actinopteri; Cyprinodontiformes; Goodeidae. The transcript is spliced from 2 exons. The record is from RefSeq and is a predicted model, not a curated record.
AAUAUUGACCAUACAAAUAUAACAGUUUUAUUUGUCUAUCUUUUGUUGACUUCAAGAGCUAAAGCACCGAGAAAGAACUGAAAACCAGACACUCAGCUGACAGGCUGGGUGGACUCCUGCACCAAGCUCCUCCCCCUCUCGCUGCUCGCUCCUUCGCGGGGACGCGCCCGAUCUUACCCGAUCAGUUUUGGCAGACCAUCACUUUACGGCACAACACCUGUUCUUCUCUCGGAUCAGCCUUCAAAUCCCCAUCUCUGCCUGUGCUGACUGACUGGCAGUGAUCACUAUCGGCUCACAGAUAGCGACGGCGGUCUUUUCAGCGCUUCACAGGAAUGCUGUGUAGACAAGACACCGUGGGAGGAAGCCUCAGAGUGAACCAGAGGGCGGUGAGACACGAAUGGCUUCCCUGAAGCUGCUUCCCGUCGAGGAGGGAGGCAAACAGUCCAAACUAAACCCCGAUGCCACAGGAGAGGGGCUUCCCAUGGAGGGUGGCUGUGUCCCCGUCCGCAGCAUCCGCGGCCGAAGUCUUUCAGUACCAAGGACAGCGCCGCGCAGGGCGGGCGCGGAGGGGAAACUCUGCCCCCACAGCGAGGAGAAAAUACGAAUUUGCUGUGACGAGGAAUUAGAGACAUCCUUUACCUUUAUUGAUGAGAAUGUUAACUUGCGAUUGACCAGCCCGGAGACUAGCUGCAAAAGUGCUCAUAGGACCGUGCGCAACGGCGAACCUUGCUCUGAGACUUUGCCGGAGCUCUCCUUCAUGUCCGAGGACGACCUUUCCUUCGGCGAGAGCUCUGGGAGUUCUGUGGACUACGGCUUUAUCAGCGCGGUGACGUUCCUGGUGACGGGGAUCUCCCUGGUGAUAAUCUCUUACGCUGUGCCCCGGGAUGUGGAGGUAGACCGCGACAGCGUGUCGGCGAGGGAGAUGGAGCGACUGGAGAUUGAGAACGCCCGGAUAGGUGCCCACCUGGACCGCUGUGUGAUAGCGGGACUCUGCUUGCUGACGCUGGGUGGCGUCGUGCUCUCAACGCUGCUGAUGAUCUCCAUGUGGAAGGGGGAGAUGUACAGGAGGAAGCUCGCAGCCUACUCCAAACGCUCGGCUAAACUGUACGGCUCCAUCAGCCUGAAGACACGAUCCAGUCCCAGCCACUCGUCUGCGCGCUUGUCCCUGGAGGAGGAGAUGGUGGAGACUUUGGCUUAAGCUACUACAUUUCUUUAACCAAGAAUUAAUGUCAGAGACAUGCAUUUAUAACAACCUAGCAAACUAUAUGAGACCCAUAAUGGUAGGAAAUGGGCUGAAAAAUGGGCCCAGAUGGGUGUGUGUAGGUUACAUAAUGUACCCCUGCUGAUUGUUGAUUUGAGAUGGGAGAACUCUUGGUAAUAAGUGGAACAGACCCACAUAGGUUCUAGAUGUUUUGUAAUGAAUAUGCUUAACAAUUUGACACCAAGCUAAGACCUACAAAGGGUGCUUACAUCCAGCCUGAGCAAAAUCCACAUGGGGCCAACAUGUACACUUUGGCAGGGAAAUUAUCACUGCCAACAUGUAUUUAUUAGCCCAUUGUUUGCCUAUAUGGGCUCCACAUAAGGCAUUAGCUAGGUAUGCUGCUGCUCAGAGUUCCCAGGACAGCAGGGGGAUCCCAACAGCACUGGACCUUAACCAUGUGGUAAAUUACCCCCAUCAACAUGUAUAUGUGGGCCACUCCUGGAUUUUGCUCAGGCUGGAUAGUCACUAAGUGGGCAUGGAUUCACCAUUGACCUCUUCUUAGGGAUCCACGUGGGUGAAUGUGUCAGCAAAACAGGUUGGGCAUCCCGUGGAAGCUUACCUGGGUCUAAGUGACACUUUUAAACAUCAAGUGAAAUUGUGCAACAUUUCUCAUAUGGAUUCCACUUAUUAUCCAGAGUUGGACAAGCCUACAGAGGCAAUGACCAUGCACCCACUAUGUAAUCCAGGAGCUGUCCCAGUACAAGCUAAUUUUUUGUGCACAUUUCCAAUCCUUAUGGGUCCCAUAUAUAAAAUGGGGGAUGAGAGCCUGACUGAGACAUAAGAAAACUAGGCCCUCAAGCCAGCCACCAAGAACACUCAACUUCUCACACCUAUUAAAGACCUAAAAAAUU